Closterium sp. NIES-65 is the source of this 4152-nucleotide messenger RNA. The record is from the annotation of a GenBank genome assembly. Lineage: Eukaryota; Viridiplantae; Streptophyta; Zygnematophyceae; Desmidiales; Closteriaceae.
AUGGGGUCCUCUCCCCCAGGUUCCGCCGUUACCUCUUCUAUAACUUCCGCGGAAACUCCGCCAAUUGCGGGGAAUACACCCACUGCACCUGGCGCUGACCUAACGGUCCCUGCUCUGUCAGCUGACGUUGCGGCAGCUCCGGCAGCAGCGGCGCCGCCAGCGGAAAUUGCAGCAGCUCCCGCGGACGGUGGAAAGCAGGCGGAAACCCCAGUAGCGGCCGUGCCGCCUGCAGAGGUUGUAGCGGCUGUAGCGGCGGAGGUUGCGGCUGUAACGGCGGGGGGUGCGGCUGUAGCAGCGGGGGGUGCGGCAUCAGCGGACGGCGGAGAGGGGCCGAUGUGGAAGACGACUCUGUGCUCGUUCUUCCGCAAGCACGGGGAGUGCAAGCACGGCGCGCGGUGCAAGUUCGCGCACGGGGAGGCGGAGCUGCGCGCGCGCCCGGACGGGUCGUUUGACCCCACGUCCGCGCGCGGAGGGGCUAAGCGGAGCGAGGCAGGGGAAGGGGAUCAGAGCAAUAAGGGGAGGAAUCGGGGGAGGAAACGCGGAGGGGGAGGGUCUUGGGGAAGAGAGGCAGAAGAAGCGGAGGGUGGCGGGGACGAGGGGAAGGAAGGCGGGGCAGGGGGGGACGGCGAGUGGAGUCGGCUUUGCGUGCAGAACCUACCAAAGUGGUGGAAUAGUUUGGACUAUUGCGGGUCGAGGAAAAGCCAGGGCGUGGCGUUUGGAUUUGUAUCGUUUGAGUCAGCUACCGCAGCAGACAAGGCCACUCAGGUGAAGAACCAGACGCUGGACGUGCAACCGGCAUGGUGUAAGGGGCACAUUACAGCUAGAUUAUCCCACCUCCACACCCAACCUCACACGCUAACACACCCCCACCCCUCCUCCCACACCCCACGAGAGCAGCUGCUGCACGGCAAGCUGGUGAGGAACCAGACGGUGGACGUGCAACUGGCGCGGUAUCUGUUGCGGGGCAAGCAGGUGAAGAACCAGAUGCUAGACGUGCAGCCGGCACGGUACCGCACUCAGAAACAGACAGCUUUUGCCGCCCAGGAGGGCGGCGAAGGGCAUGAGGACAAGAAGAGAAGAACGGAGGGGGAAGGAAUGGGGGACGCAGGGGAGGAUGGUGGGAAAGAGGAGGGCGAGAGAGGUGGGGAGGGUGAGGAUGAGGAGGAAACGGAAGAGACGGAUGGGGAAGGAGAGGAUGGGGGAGAGGGAGGCAGAGGAGGAGAGAGGGAAGGGGAGAAAGCAGAGGGGAGGGUGAAGAAGGAGGCAUGGGAGGCGGUGACGCCACUGGCGAGGAUGGGGUAUCAGGAACAGCUGGAGAUGAAGGGAGGGAGAGUGGCGAAGGAUCUGCAGCGGAUUGUGACGAAGAUGAGGAAGCUUUACUCGAGAAAGAGCUUUGCUCAGCUGCCUGAAUGGAUCAAGUCUGCUAAAGCGAGAGCCCACCUCCCAUGCGUGUUUGAGGGAAUCUACGCCUCACCAGUGGUGGACGGAUAUCGCAACAAGUGCGAGUUCUCCAUUGGACCCUCUGCUGCUGGUCAGCCCACCGUCGGAUUCCUUCUCGGAAACUUCCGCGAUGGCGUGACAGCAGUGGCAGAGCCGUCAGGCUGUCGAAACAUCUCCCCCGUAGCCAUCGCCUUUGCACGCCUGGUGCAGGGGGUGGUUCGAGAAUCACCCUUGGCUGCGUGGGACAAGGUCAACAACCGGGGCUUCUGGCGGUUGCUCACGGUGAGGGAAGGCACGGCCGAACCACCCACCGCCACCUCGCUCCCCGAGCCUGCUGCUGCUGACGUGGCGUCGAUGGACGUGGACCAAUCCGCAACACCAAUCGAUGGACAGCCACCCGCAGAAAAGCAAGAUGAUCAUGGCACAAGAGAUGAAGAUGACACUAGGGAUGGCACAAGAGUCGACACAAGGGAAGGGGAAGGGCCAAGGCACAGUGGCAGGGCGGCAGUGAAUCAAGUGAUGCUGCUGCUGCAGGUGAACCCUGCUGGUGCCGAUCGGACGGCCGUGGAUGCGGAGCUGAGCAGAUUGACGGCUGAGAUUGAAAGGCGAGCAGCGGAGCACAGCCUGCCACUGCCUCUUACACUCAUCCUCGUUCAGGAACACUCGGGUGUGUCCAAUGCAGCCCCUGAGAGCUGCCCCAUCCGCUUGCUCUACCCUCGCUCUAGUCACAUUGAGCCAUCGGCAGCAGUGCCAAUGGCGGGGAAUGGAGCUGCUAGUGGUGCGGAAGAAGAGGCACGUACAUCACAGGGAAAAGUGAAUAAGUCGGCAGAAGAAGCAUUUCAAGGGGAGGCACUUGAGUCAACAGCAGACGGGCCAGAAGCAUUCCGACUGUCACCCACCUCCUUCUUCCAGACCAACUCAGCAGGAGCGCAGCUUCUGUAUCAGCUCGCUGCAUCCUGGGUCGGCUUGGGUCCUCCGCCUCUCUGCCCCCCUCCCGUGCUCCCUCCUCUCUUGACCAAGAAACAGCAGCAGGGGCAGGAGCAGCAGCAGGGGCAGGAGCAGCAGCAGCAGCAGCAGCAACAGCAGCAGGGGGGGGAGGUGCAGCAAGAGGGGAAAAGCGACGAGAAGGAUGGAGUGUUGGUGUUUGAUGUGUGCUGUGGCACGGGCACCAUUGGCCUGUGUGUUGCCAAGCAUGCCAAGAAGGUGAUUGGGAUUGAGAUGAACGAGUCGGCAGUGGAGGAUGCGAGGAGGAAUGCAGCCAUCAACGGCAUUCAGCAUGCUGAGUUCAUCGCCUCCCGGGCUGAGCUGGUGCUGCCAAAGCUCCUCCAUAAAUACCUCCCCCAGGUGAAGCCUGCCCCUGACAGCCUCCCCCAGGUGGAGGGGAAAGAGGGGCAGCAGCAGGAGGAAGGAAAGGAGGAAGGGAAGGAGGGGGUGAAGGAGGAAGGGAAGGAGGAAGGGAAAAAGGAGUUUGAGUUUUCUCGAGUCGUGACAAUCGUAGACCCUCCAAGAGCUGCUCCUUCCCCAUCCCCUUUUGUGCUCCCUCUUCCCACUUCCCUCGCCUCCCAUCAACCUUCUUCCACUUCCGCUUCUUCCCCUCUCUCGUUCUUCCCCUCUCUCGUUCUUCCCCUCUCUCGUUCUUCCCCUCUCUCGUUCUUCCCCUCUCUCGUUCUUCCCCUCUCUCGUUCUUCCCCUCUCUCGUUCUUCCCCUCUCUCGUUCUUCCCCUCUCUCAUUCUUCCCCUCUCUCGUUCUUCCCCUCUCUCGUUCUUCCCCUCUCUCGUUCUUCCCCUCUCUCGUUCUUCCCCUCUCUCGUUCUUCCCCUCUCUCGUUCUUCCCCUCUCGUUCUUCCCCUCUCUCGUUCCUCCCCUCUCUCGUUCUUCCCCUCUCUCGUUCUUCCCCUCUCUGUUCUUCCCCUCUCUCGUUCUUCCCCUCUCUCGUUCUUCCCUCUCUCGUUCUUCCCCUCUCUCGUUCUUCCCCUCUCUCGUUCUUCCCCUCUCUCGUUCUUCCCCUCUCUCGUUCUUCCCCACCGCUUCCCACAGCUACAUCUCAUGCAACCCCUCAUCUCUCUCUCAUUGCCAACGUUCUUAACCUCUGCUCACCUCCCUGCACUGCCUUCACCUUGCCAGCCCUUACCAGCAUUUCCUUCUCUCCCCAAUCCCUUCCCCCAGCUACGUCUCCUGCAACCCCUCGUCUCUCGUGGCAAACGUCCUAGACCUCUGCUCGCCGCCUCCCGAGCUAAAAAAGCCGCAAGCAGGGGGCGGCGGGUGGAGCAAGUGGGGCCCUGCAGCGGGGCAGAGGGCCAUGGCUGGGGAGCCGUUCCGACCUGUAGCGAUGGGAGGAGGGGGAAGGGGAGGGAGCAAGCAGAAGGGGGGGAGUGGAGCAAGCGGGAGGGGGGGGUGGGGUGGAGCAAGUGGGGCCCUGCUGCGGGGCAGAGGGCCAUGGCUGGGGAGCCGUUCCGACCAGUCAGAGCCGUGGCUGUUGACCUGUUUCCCCACACGAAGCACUGUAGCGAUGGGAGGAGGGGGAAGGGGAGGGAGCAAGCAGAAGGGGAGGAGUGGAGCAAGCGGGAGGGGGGGGUGGGGUGGAGCAAGUGGGGCCCUGCUGCGGGGCAGAGGGCCAUGGCUGGGGAGCCGUUCCGACCUGUGAGAGCCGUGGCUGUGAAAUUGUUUCCCCACAUGGAGCACUGUGAGGUGGUGAUGCUGCUGGAGAGGUAG